CCGGAAGUGACGUUGUGAGGCCUGGUUGUCCCGUGGUGCAGUGCGCUUUCUGUGCGGCGUGUGGUAGAGAUUCUCGGCAUCAUGGUGAAGCUCACGUCCGACUUAGUGGAACAGGCAGCGCAGUACACGAACGCCGUGCGGGACAGGGAGCUGGACUUGCGGGGUUACAAAAUCCCAGUCAUUGAGAAUCUUGGGGCCACACUGGAUCAGUUUGAUACAAUUGACUUUUCAGACAAUGAGAUCAGGAAGGUGGAUGGAUUUCCUUUGCUAAAGAGACUUAAAUGUUUAUUACUAAACAAUAACAGAAUAUGCCGCAUUGGGGAAGGACUUGAACAUGUUAUACCUAAUCUCACCGAACUGAUCCUCACAAAUAACAGCAUUAUGGAACUGGGUGACUUGGAUAAUCUGUCAACUCUUAAGAAUCUCACUUAUCUCUGUUUAUUAAGAAAUCCAGUCAUCAACAAGCGGCAUUACAGGUUGUACGUAAUUUACAAAAUACCACAGGUCCGUGUGCUGGACUUCCAGAAAGUCAGACUAGCGGAGCGAGAGGAAGCAGCAAGUAUGUUCAAGGGCAAGCGGGGUGCACAGCUUGCAAAGGAUAUUGCCAAGAGAUCAAAAACAUUCACACCUGGUGCAGGUUUACAACUAGAGAAGAAAUCUGGACCUUCACCUAGUGAUGUUGAAGCCAUCAAGGCUGCCAUUGCCAAUGCUACAACCCUAGCAGAAGUAGAGAGGCUUAAAGGAUUGCUGCAGUCUGGUCAGAUUCCUGGCAAAGACCGUACUCCUGGCAAUGAAGUGUUCAUUUCAGAGGAAGCAGAGGAAGAAAUGGAAGAAGAGACAACUGUAAAUGGGUCCUGAGUCCUCUUCUUUUGUGAUGUUUAUUUUGAAGACUAUUUGUUUCCUUGUAAAUGUCUUUCUGUAAAUUACUUCAAUAAAAAAUUUUGUAUUUUAAUG
Hyla sarda is the source of this 954-nucleotide messenger RNA. RefSeq names its product small nuclear ribonucleoprotein polypeptide A' (gene SNRPA1). The record is from RefSeq and is a predicted model, not a curated record. Bases 82 to 858 code for a protein of 258 amino acids. The transcript has 9 exons. Gene Ontology annotation, biological process: mRNA splicing, via spliceosome. Gene Ontology annotation, cellular component: U2 snRNP. Gene Ontology annotation, molecular function: U2 snRNA binding; protein binding. NCBI's taxonomy places the organism in Eukaryota, Metazoa, Chordata, Amphibia, Anura, Hylidae.